This is a messenger RNA of Lachancea sp. 'fantastica', 1491 nucleotides long. The record is from the annotation of a GenBank genome assembly. NCBI's taxonomy places the organism in Eukaryota, Fungi, Ascomycota, Saccharomycetes, Saccharomycetales, Saccharomycetaceae.
AUGACCCAUUACGACAACCGUACGUCUGUUGCAGACCUUGUCGGAAACACACCAUUGGUAGAGCUUUCGAAGCUUCCCAAGGCAUUAGGAAUCAAGCCUAAAGUUUAUGCAAAACUUGAACUGUACAACCCUGGUGGCUCGAUCAAAGAUCGUAUUGCCAAAUCCAUGAUCGACGAUGCUGAAGCUUCUGGCAGAAUCCAUCCUUCAAGAACCACUUUGAUCGAACCUACUUCAGGUAACACAGGUAUCGGGUUGGCUCUUAUGGGUGCUGUCAAGGGCUACAGAACUAUUAUUACUUUGCCUGAAAAAAUGUCCAACGAAAAAGUCUCGGUGCUAAAGGCCCUGGGUGCUGAAAUCAUCAGAACUCCUACAGCUGCCGCGUGGGACUCGCCAGAGUCUCACAUUGGUGUGGCCAAGAAACUGGAACAAGAAAUCCCACAUGCCGUCAUUCUGGAUCAGUACAACAACAUGAAAAACCCAGACGCUCAUUUCUUUGGUACAGGUAAGGAAAUUCACAAGCAAUUAGAACAGCUCAACCUUUUCGACAAGCUGCACGGUGUUUUCGCCGGUGCAGGAACUGGUGGCACCAUCAGUGGUAUUUCCAGAUACAUCAAGGGACAGCGUUCUGACAUUCAGAUCAUCGGAGCCGAUCCUGAGGGCUCUAUCCUUGCUCAACCGGAAUCAUUGAAUGCCACAGAAGAGGCUGAAUACAAGGUCGAAGGUAUUGGCUAUGACUUCAUUCCAAAGGUGUUGAACCGUGAUUCGGUCGAUGUUUGGUUCAAGACCAACGAUCUUGACUCCUUCAGAUACGCCCGUCAGCUAAUCUCUAACGAGGGUCUCCUUGUAGGUGGUUCCAGUGGAAGUGCUUUUGCCGCCAUGAUGGACUACAGCAAGCAGCAUCCUGAGCUUACCGAAGAUGAUGUAUUUGUGGUUAUUCUGCCAGACUCCAUUCGUUCCUACUUGACCAAAUUUGCCGAUGAUGAAUGGCUAAAGAAGAACAACUUGUGGGACGACGAUAUCUUGAAGCCUUUGGGCAGAAGUCAAAGCGAUACAUUCAAGGGUGCCACUGUCAAAGACCUCAACUUGAAGCCAGUGGUGUCUGUGAAAGAAGAUGCACCUAUCUCAGAGGUUGUCAAGAUUUUAACCGAUAACGGCUUUGAUCAACUACCUGUCUUGACUGAGGACGGCAAGUUGUGCGGUCUAGUCACCCUUUCGCAGCUCUUGAAGAAGCUUUCUUCAGGUGAAGCCGCGAAGAGCAUUCAAAAGCUAUUCUACGACUUUAGAGGACUCAACAACUUUGAUGAAGUUUCAUCCUACAACGAAAACAAGUCUGGCAAAAAGAAGUUUGUUGACUUCACCGUUGACAGCAAGCUAUCGCAAUUGAACCAAUUUUUCGAAAAGAACUCAUCUGCUGUUAUCACCGAUGGCCUCACUCCAGUUCACAUUGUAACCAAAAUGGACUUGCUAGAGUACUUGACCAAAAAGUUGUAG